UCUUUUCUCGCAGACUCCUUCUCUCUCUCAGGGGUUCUGCUGAUAGUACGCCUCAGCCUUUUGGGGAGCUUCGCCACUGUUAGGAGGGAAGGCUACUGCUCUGUGAUGGACACUGGGCGGCGGGCGUUGAGGGAGGGAGAGAGCAAAUAAAGUUGAGUGGACUGGUAAAUGAUGAGAAAGAAAGCAGAAAAGGGGAGGGGAUUGAGCGAUGCUGGGCUACACCUAAUCCAAAACGGUUCCCGAGUCCAGUGACUUUCUCCCUUCUUCCCAAAUCUCCCUCUCUCUCUCUCUCCUGUAUCUCACUUCCAGAUUCACACAUCUGGAGAUCUCUCUCCCUUCUCUUCUCUCAACUUGCCGGUAGACGAAAAGAUUGAGACUUUGAGGAUGUAACCAGCAAAAAGAAACUUUACACCUUCCUCUUUUAUCACGACGCACAGGGGGAAUGGUUGGCGGCGGCCAAGAAUCGUCGACGGAGGUGAGCAGUUAAGAGCCGCGGCGGGCGGUGACGCGGUGCUGUGAUAGCGGAGGAUGCAGGGGGUACGACGGCGAUGAUCGAGGAUGGCGGUUACACGGCGUUGAGGAUUGACGACGAUGGAAUGCGAGGCGCGAUGAUCAAAAGGGUAUUCCAAGAGAUUGCAUCUCCAUUGCUGUUGCUACGAUCACCGACGGUAGAUGAGGCUGGGUUGGAUGAGGAAGUAGCAAUAGUUGAGCUAGAAGAUUCUGUUCAAGGAUUGCUUGAGGCAAGGAGAUCAGUAGAAGCAUCGACAAGGUUGGAACGAUUAGCGGAACACAUUCUGGUCUCGAGACAUGAUCAAGAAGUGGUCCAGUCGUCUUUGGUCUCGAAAGGGAUGCAGACCUCUCUGAUCAGUGGUUUUAGUUGGGAGUCAAUUGGAACACGUUCUCCAUACUUUCCAUAGCACAAGAGAGGCGUUGCAGCUACUCAGUCCCGAAUUACGGAUUGCUUAAUUCUCUACUGAUUUUUUUACUAGGGAUAAAGUUUAGUAGCUGAAUUAAUAUUGUCUAAUUCCUUCUCUCUAUUCUGGCAGUGCGUUGAUCUACAAGAAGAAGAUGGAUUCUUGGUGACCAGGAGAGAUCUGGGACUUAUAAACUAAUGAGGAUCUAAUUGAAGUUCCAAAUUUGUUGUAAUGCUAAGUGUUGAUAUAGGAACAUAUAACCAAUCGUUGACCUCUAUUCUUUCGCACUUGAAUGCAUUGUUCUGUUUUUAAGGUUAGCCUAAACUUUUCAAUUCCAAGCUGUCUUUCGUUGGAAAAGGCAUUGAGAAUGAUGUCCAGAUUUGAAGCUGUCGCAUAAAAUCUAUACCUAAAAAAUAUGUACUUUUGAUCAA
Molecule: messenger RNA, 1345 nt
Organism: Linum tenue
Lineage: Eukaryota; Viridiplantae; Streptophyta; Magnoliopsida; Malpighiales; Linaceae
Source: the annotation of a GenBank genome assembly